CCAGAUCGAAAUACGAUUUCAAGUCGAAUUUUGAAUUUGAUACUGUAUUAUCAGAUUCUCACACAAAUUGAGCUGGUGGACAGAUAUAUCGGUGUGUCUGCACAAUCAGUUUAAAACAAAUCAUUUUGAAUAUACAAACGCAGUUGUGUUGCAGAGGCCGAUCAAUCUACGCCCUGACCCGUUGUGUAUAUAUAACAACGCGUGCUCACUUAUAAGCAAGCCUCGAAAAAGUUUAUGUUCGUGUUUUUCAUAAUACCGUACUUGAUGCAGAGUUCUAUAACCUUUAUUAGAUAUGCAAACGCAAUUCUCUGUCAUUUCGCUAAGCAGUGUUGAUUUGUAUAUACAGCUGAUUAUUACGAUGCACAUCUAAUUAUAUACAAGCUUUCGAGUACUUUGGCAUGAGAAUGACAUAUAUGUUACUACGUAACUAGUGAGUGUUAAUAUACUGUAUAUAUGUAUACAUAUACACAUGACACACGAUACAUAUGUAUACAUCGGGUAAGAAUAUUCAUCGAUCAAGUCGCAGUCAUCAGAAAAGCAUAAAUGUUGAAAUUAAAAAAGCCAGCAGUGAUUAGUCAAUGAGUUGAGAAAAGUUUAGGACGCACAACUCAGCAGGCUGAGCCAUUGUUUUUGACAGAUAUUUAACGCUAAUCGGUAUUUCCGAGUGUUAUAUUAACACUAACUGCGGUUAAAAUGGCUGACUGCGAGAAAGAAGAGGCUCACAAUCUCCAAAUGGAAUUUGAAUGGGUACUCCAUGAAGAAGUUCAUUCAUCUCUUUCACAGCUUCGUAAUAUUUUAAUGGAAUGUGCACAGAGAUUUCCAUUAACACUUUUUGGAAAUGAUCAGCCAAAUAAAACUGAUAGAUUUGUUUUUGCUGCUCCACAUGAUUCUAUAAAAUGUGUUCUAGUUCUUACUGGUGACAGUAUUACCAAUGCUGAUGUAAGUUUUAAAGUUAAUCGUCAGCAAAACCAAAAUAUGCGAACUAGUAUAGUAAAUGAUCACCCUUGGAAAUUACAACAAAUCCAAGAUGCUGCAAAUCAUUUGCAGCAAGCAAUUGCACACAUUGAUAAUGUUGAUAAACACUAUUCUUUCAAGACUUCUGACGAAGUUAUGCAUGUCUUGGGAAACAUUUUGGGAUGCUUACAACGAAGCAGAACUAGUUUAAUUGUUCCUAGAAAAAAAAAUUUAGAUGAGUUAAUCAGAAGCAGAAAUAUGAAAUCGCUUAAUCCUAAUCUUCCAGAAAGUUAUGCAAUUAGUUUUUAUGUGCAGAGCUACAAGUUAAUUCUUGCUGUAUAUCAAUUAGAAAAUUCUCAUGGAAGUGUCAAGUAUGAGCAUACACAAGCUGAAUGCAGUGUACCAUGGUUAAACGAAGCUUUAGUUCUACUCACAAUAUCUCUUCAACUCUGCCAGCGAUUAAAAGACAAGAUUUGCGUAUUUUCUCAGUAUAAAGAUUUCACUGUAGGUUCGAGAGUACCCUCACCGGUCGGGAUGAAAGGUUAAAGAUUGAUAAAUGAUUGAAUAGAAUAUUUCAUGAAAAUAAUGAAUAUGCAAGAGUGUACUUUGCCAAUCUCGUGCCUAGUUUCACUAAUCGCGUUUUCGUAGUAUAAUUCUCAGUAGGUUCUUUGCACUGCAUAGUAUUGACAUGGAAUUAACUUGGUCUCUGAUAGAUAAGUAAUAAAACUCAACGCAUAGCAUUGCCGCUUUGACGACGAACAUCCCACUGGAGUCACUCUUGUGAAACAAUGUAUUUAUACGUACAUUUAAGUGACGCUUAUAUAUAGGUAAGAUUGAAACUAUAUUGUAACAUAAAAAGAUAUAUGACUUUGCUGAAGUAGUGAAUUUGAGAAAAGAAUUUUAAUCAA
This is a messenger RNA of Trichogramma pretiosum, 1862 nucleotides long. RefSeq names its product protein rogdi (gene rogdi). Gene Ontology annotation, cellular component: RAVE complex. The record is from RefSeq and is a predicted model, not a curated record. NCBI's taxonomy places the organism in Eukaryota, Metazoa, Arthropoda, Insecta, Hymenoptera, Trichogrammatidae. The coding region runs from base 694 to 1500 and encodes 268 amino acids. The transcript is spliced from 6 exons.